AUCAUAUUUAUAUGAAAUUAUUUAUUUGUCCUGUGCUUUUACACAAAAAGCCCGGGGUUUCUUUUUCCUUUUUCUGUCAGAGGGAUUAAACUCGCCUUUUCUGGAAAACGAGUACAGAGGUAAAGAACGCCAUGUUGACAAGACACCGCCAACUGGGAGGCCAAACCUAACUUGGGAUAACGUUAUUCCCUCUAUUUUAUUACGUUACCUCAAUCAACGAUCAAUCGACUCCGACCAACGUGUAUGAAGAAAGAAGAGGUUGAAAGAUCUGAUUAACAAAACCGGCAGCGCCAUUCCAGCCAUAUCAACGAUUUCAAAGCAUCGGUUAAUUACGUUCCCGUUGUUCCCAAAAGUUAACUAAUUUGCUUAAAUGAACUUAACUAAUUGUGAGUGUGGUCACAUAAACUUUUAUGCCACAGAUGCCAUUUAAUUUUGACCGAUAGUCGUUUGCUAACGAAAGGCCUGUUUGAAGCUAACUUCGCAGCAUUAGCUUGUAGGCUAAUGAUACAGACGUUACGUUACAGUUGGCAGGAGAAGGCUAAGCUAAUGGCUCGAAUAAAACGUCGCGUAAAUUAAUACUUUAAGUUCAUCUUCGUGUAUGUUAAUCGAUCAGUAUGGGCCACUACACUUGAUUAUAAUCCGUCGAAAUCUCUUCGUUCAGUUGGUGUAAACGCGAGCCAACUUCAGUUAGCUCUACGCACUUAAAAUAGCACUCGAGUCGUGGCCUUACGUUAGAAUAAUAACUCGGGUAGGAAAUCGUUUAUUUCGUCCCGCUCAUCUUUGAUAUUUGGGGAUUGUUCCUCCUUAAACCUCAACUGUAGAUCUCAAAAUAUACAUUUUUGAGAGUUCCGGUAUUCACUAAUCAAUGUAGCUUCCUGUUAGCUUCCUUUAGCUAGUUUAUUUUUAACGCUUACUUGCUGCCUGUUGUCAUGGAUUUCUGUCUAACACAUAAUUUUCAUUCACAGUCGUGCCCACACUGAGUCGACCCAAACAUCCACCAAAGUCCCCCCAAAAUGUGUAAAACGUCUGCAAAGCAUCCCAGAAGUGUUUCAAGUCAAACACUAAGUUCCCUUCCUUUUUUUCUCCUCAAUCCCCAGUUGGCAAAUGUGCAGCAUGUUAACGCAGUUGGCCCAAUUUCCAAGUCCCACAAACCCCACUAGCGUCCCCUAAAAGGUCCGGAUGCAAAAAUAACCAAAACGUUUUAAUGUUUUUGAGUGCAAUAUGUGAAGAAACCCUGUCACAGCCAGAGGAUGGAGAGCUGGAGGAGGGCGAGCUGGAAGACGAUGGGGGGGAGGUGGAGGAGGAGGACCUCGGUGGAGGUCCGUCCGCAGCGGUAGCAGCAGAUGGAGGAGGCGCAGGAGGUGAUGGCCGUGAAGAAGCAAGCGGAGGAGCUGAAGCAGGAGGGGAGGGGGCCGGGGAGAGGCCUCGGCGAAGCAAGGAGCCCCACGCCAGCAGCAACUCUGAUGAGGAGAGGUCCCACCGCCGCAAGAGGAAGAGGAAGAAAGAGCGGGAGCGCGAGAAGAGGAGGUCCAAGAAGAAACGCAAAUCCAAACACAAACGCCAUCCGUCUUCCGAUGACGACCACUCCGACUUCAGUGAUGACUCCGACUACAGUCCCAGUGAGAAGAGGAAGUACCGAGAGUACAGUCCACAGUACCCCCCGCCUCCCCACGGAGGCUACGGCGGCCCGAAGAAGGGCGGCUACAUGAAGAUGGACAAGCAGAGCUACGGAGGCUACGAAGAGUUCGAAGAGGAGAACUUCGAGGGCGAGGAAGAGGAGGACAUUGGGGACGAGGAGUAUGACGACUUUACCAAAGAGCUCAACCAGUACCGCAAGGCCAAGGAGGGAGGAGGCGGCCGUGGACGAGGUGGGUCCUCGGCGGUUGGAUCAAAGCUGUUGGAGUUGAAAAAUAGACUUCUGCACGGGGGCAAAGGUCGCAUGAAGAACCAGAGAGGUCGUGGAGGAAUGAGGGGAGGGAGGCGGGGAAGAGGAGGAGGCAGGGGAAGAGGAGGCCGAGGAGGAGGAGGAGGAGGAGGAGGAGGAAAGAUGGGGGGAGAUAACGAUGAUGGGGACGGCUAUGGAGAAGAGAUGGAGUUUGGAGAUGAUGACUAUGACAACAUGGGCGAGGAUGACUACGAUGACUACUCGAAAGAACUCAAUCAGUACAAGAAGUCCAAAGACCGGGGCAGAGGGCUUAAAGGUGGCCGCGGGCGAGGGAGAGGCAAAGGAGGACGGGGCAUGCUCAGAGGAGGAAGGGGUCGGAACCGCGGGAGAGGAAGAGGUGACAUGGGCAACGAUGACGAAAACCACCUCGGGGACAUGGACAACGGGGUGAGGCUUUUGUACUGUUCUCAGAUCAGCCCAAAGCGUCCUGAUAGAAAGCAGGACGGAGGUGUUGGAGGCGAUGGACCAGGACCGGGGAGGAGGAAUAUGAACGAGAAGCACCAGGAUAAGAAAGGAAAGGCCAUUUGCAAGUACUACAUUGAGGGACGAUGCACCUGGGGGGACCACUGCAACUUCAGCCACGACAUCGAGCUGCCCAAGAAGAAGGAGCUGUGCAAGUUCUACAUCACUGGAUUCUGUGCCCGAGCAGACCACUGUCCCUACAUGCAUGGUGAAUUCCCAUGUAAGCUGUUCCACACCACGGGGAACUGCGUCAACGGCGACGAAUGCAUGUUUUCCCAUGAUCCCCUCAACGAUGACACGCAGGACCUGCUCAACAAGAUGCUGGCCGAGGACGCAGAGGCCGGAGCCGAGGAUGAGAAGGAGGUGGAGGAGCUGAAGAAGCAGGGGAUCAACCCUCUCCCCAAACCCCCUCCCGGAGUUGGCCUACUCCCCACACCCCCCCGGCCGGUCCCGUUAGACGCCAACCUAGGGCCUGGGGAUUUUGGCGGGUCUGCAAUGGGUGACUUUGGAGGUCCUCCUGGACCCAACCAGGGGCCCAUUGCUAACAAAGGCCCCCCAGGGCCUGGUCCCGGGGGACCUUUGUCUGGACCUUCUGGGCCUAACCUUUGUGCUGGUCCCCCUGUCCAUGGGCCUGACGGAAGUCCCUUCCAAGGUGGACCCCCAAAUCCAUGUGGCCCUCCCCCACACAUGGGCCCCCACAUGGGCCCACACAUGGGCCCCCACAUGGGCCCCCACAUGGGCCCCCCACCUCCUUGCGGUGGCGGCGGAGGAGGAGGUGGUUGUGCUGGGAAAAAGAUCCCCUCGCUGUUUGAGAUUAAAGUUAAGCCAACGGGUCAGCUGGCUCAUAAACUCGCCAGAGGCCAGACUCCCACCACCAAUCCGGGCCAAACGGAACCAUCCACAGGGGACCCUGAUGCCCCCCCGCCCUGCUUCCCUCCUCCCCCAGGGAUGAUGCCACCUGACAUGCAGGACAUGAACCAGGGGCCCCCCAACAUGGGCCCUGGUGGACCGCCGAUGAUGGGAGGAUUUGCGCCUGGUGAAGGCCCUCCACACGGAGGGGCCAUGCCUCCAGGUCCCCCACCGGGUGGGCCAAACUUCUUUGAUAACUUCUUCAAUCAGCAGGACGGCAUGCCGAUGGAGGGAGUGGUGCAAGAAGGUGACAACUACCAGGGUUUCAGCGGUAUGGACGAGAGAGGGGAAAACGCCGGAAACCAGCUGGGCAGCUCGGACGGCUCGGCCAACGGAGCGUCGGCAAAUCAGGGAGGGAUCUCUGUGCCUGACUUCCUGCCCCCGGCACAGCGGGUCCUGUUCAUGAGGAUCCAACAGAAGCAGCAGGAGGAAGAGGAGAGAGCUCGCCGGAUGGCAGAGGGAGGAGCAGAGAAGAGCAGAGACACUGAAGGUGACUCAGGGAACUGGUACUCAAGUGAGGAUGAGGAUGGAGGUGGUAGCGUGACCUCCAUCCUGAAGACGCUCCGUCAGCAGACUCAGGCUCCCCAGAAAUGCGACGGCCCACCGAGCGACCCCCGCCUACAAAAGGUUGGUCCCGCCAGCGCCCCGGCCCGGCCGGCAGACCCCCGCCUGGCCCGGGACCCCCGCCUGCUGCGUGCCGCGGACACGGCCGACUCCGCCCACCCCAUGCCCACUCUGUCCUCGUCCGGGCCGCCCGCGGACCCCAGGUUGGCCCGGUUAGCUGCGGCCGGUUCGGCGGGACCCACCUCUCUCCUGCCUCCCGCCCUCAAACCAGAGCCGCCUCUGGUCUACAAGCCGCCGCCGCUCACGACCCCGGCAGCCGAGGAGGAGGAGACGGAGCGAGUUCUACGGGACAAGCCGGUGCCGAUUCCUCUGGACCCGCUCAUGGGUAUGGCUCUGAGAGACCCGCGCUCGCAGCUGCAACAGUUCAGCCACAUCAAGAAGGACAUCCUUCUCCACAUGCCGGCCUUCUGCAAAACCAUCACCUGGUCACCCGAGGACCUCCUCCCUCUACCUGUCCCCAAGCAGGACCUCCUCCCACUCCCACCAGGCAUCCCUCCCGUGUCCUCCAUAGACCUGCGUCUGUCCCGCACUCAGCCGCUGCCUCAAACGUCACUCCCUCCCCUGCAGCCAUCUCCCGCUCAGGCCCCUCCCCCCACCGUGGACCGCCCUGCUCCCUCUGCCGCCGCCACCUCCUCCUUACCAGAUUUUGAACUGCUGUCUCGUAUCCUGAAGACUGUCAACUCGAGCCCGUCCCAGACUCCGUCCCCUCCUCUCCUUCCUGCUACUGUCUCCGCGAUGCCGCUGCUCGGUCCGCCUCCCCCCAUGCCUCCCCCGCCUGUAGAAAAGCCCGUCGAUCCCCGCGUGUCCCGUAAAGCCCCCAGCGACCCCCGUCUCCAGCCGCAAAAGUCCGCACUGAAGCAACCAUCCGAGCCCGUGCCUCCCCCUGUCCCUGCUCCUUCCCCGGCACCCACAUCCACCUCCCCCCCUCCGACCACCGCCCCCUACGACCCGCGGUUGCUGUCCUCAGGUGGGACAGGCCGCGGUGGGGGAUCCGGGGCACCAGGGGGAGCCAGCGUGCUGAGCAACAUCAGUCUGUAUGACCCUCGGACUAACAAACCAGGCAGCCCUGGUAUGAGCAGCGGCUCCAACAACUCCCCCAACUCAACCAGCGCAGAGUCCAAACCCAGCGACCCCCCGGCGCCGAAACCCAAGUCCAAGGAGCCCCUGUUUGUACGUAAGUCGGCGUUGGACCAACCGGAGCCGGAAAAAAGCGCAGAGCAGGGAACCGACCGAUACAACAGCUACAACAGGCCGCGGCCCAAGCCUGCGCCCUCGCCCAGCGCCACGGCGCAGGGCGGGCCCGCUGCCGCCGCAGGUCAAGGGGCUCCCGGAGCCGCCGGGGACCAGGGGCCCGCGGGCGUCCACAGCCUGCCGGUGUCCACUCUGUUCGGCGGGGUGAAGCAGGCGGCCAAGCCCAGCGGGACGGGCAGCCCCUUUGGAGGCAACAGCCCGGUGCAGCCCGACCAGGCGACCACAGAGCAGGACAAGGCCUCGCUGAAGGAGGUUUUCAAAGGCUUCGACCCCACAGCCUCGCCCUUCUGUCAGUGACCCCAACCCCCACUCUGACCGUUGAACCCUGAGGCCCGUAGUGCGGACGGCCGUCAGCUUCUUUUAACCUUUUUGAACACUGAACGGAUCAGUGAAAACCGCACUGAGGCCACUUGUCCGUAAGACUGUAGGAAGCUUAAGAAGACAAAGGAGUGUGAACAAUUUAUACACACACACACACACACACUUUAUGCACAGUGUUGCAGAUUCUAUAAAAGACUUGGGUUAUGGGAAGGGUUUAAAGUUAAAUCUCUAUUUUAAAACAGCCUUAUUGAUGUAUAAAUAAAUAUAUUCUCCCGUUCUCAACACUUAAAUGAAAACAUGUUUUUCAGACAGCAGCAAAAAUGCAUUCAUACAGAAUGUUUUAGAUUCUUUUGAUCAAUCCUCUUCAUUUCAGUUCUUACAUUCAAACUGGUAGACGCACUAGUCUAUAUUUUCAUCAGUCAAAUUUGACAGAUGAAAAGACGGGAUAUAUUUUCCCCCAUAAAGCUUUUGCUAAGUUGAUGUCAUUUUCUGUUAUUAAAUCAACAGCACUGAAGCAGAUCAGCAAGUUUUUUCAAACUAUAGCAUACAUUUUGUUUUCUUCAUCACUCACAUUUGCUUUGUAUACAUUUGCAAAUGCUUAAACUUAACAUCUGUAUUCUGCUUUCUUUUGUAUUUAUUUUUCUCCUUGCACUGCCCCUUUAUGUCCUCCUGGGGGCUCUGUCUGUGUUUUUAUUGUCUGUAGCUCUGUACCUAAACCCUUUAGUGUUACUGCUACAGGGAGUUACACUUGGUUCUGCCUCUCUGACCACUACGCCGCUGUUGGUCCUUUUACAUGGACCCUCCCUGGCCCCCCGUCCCCCUCCCCCCAUUCAGCUGUCCAGUUGCUUUAUAGUUAAACUUUGUUUUUAUCUUUCUUUGGAGAGUUUAUGAAUGAAUGAAGGUAGAAGAAAUGUAAGUGUGCCCUGUGUUAGCGGGAUCCUGGUUAGUCUGGAUGACAAAGCCUGCCAGAUUUCAUGAAUAAAUCAAGAAAUUAUUGUGAAUUCAGAAAAUACAAAAGUUAUUUGGUGUAUUGGAUAAAAGUAAGUUGAGAGGCAAAUUUAUAUAGAUUAUAUAGGUUUUCUUAUUUGAUUAAUUAAUGGCCCCCUUUAUUUUAAUAUUAUUUUUGGUAGAUUUAAUGCCAUAUAAAUGUAUUUAUCAAGCGGUUUUUGUUUUUAUUUUGGCAGGUUUUAUUCUCUAAGCCACAGCAUGAGCAUGAGGAACAUCAUACAUGUUUUGUUUUCUUCAGAAAAAAAACAUUUCAUAGCUUCAAUCUGUUAUACGUUUUAUCUUUUUAUUUCAUUUUUCACACAAUCUUUCUUUUGUUUACUUUGCUUUUAUAGAGCAUUUUGUUGAGAAUUAAAUGAAAUAACCGGUCUGUGGAAAUCUGAAUAAUUAGCAGCCUCCUUAGCAUUUAUUCAGAAUUCUUUGGCUUCAGCGGCUGUCGACAGUGUGACAAUCAGAAAUUAGAUUUUGGACCUAAGUCAAUUUACGCAUGAGUCAUGCAUUGACCUUUUGCAGGCGCUCCCUGUGUUGUCUGAGCUCCUCCAUGAAGAAAACCACGUCAUCAAUCUGACUACGACUAGUGUGUAAAAGUAAGUCGACAUGUUUUCUCUCACAUGCUGGCAGGCAAAGAAGAGCACACUUUCAUGGUGGAAAAGUUCAUUUUGGGAUGCAUUCAUUUAAAUGUUCUUCCCUUCACAUAGUUUUAUUCACCUUCACCUCAAUGGGCUUGUUACAAAAUCUUUAGAAACACACCAAGAGCUUCUGCAAGUUCCAGAAGGUGUCGGGGAUCCACCGUCUUGUGUAUAGAUGUUGAUCAUUUUAAUUUAUUUUUUUAUACUUGGGAAAAUAUGCUUCCUCACAUGACAGUUUUUGAACCGAAUCAUUUUAUAAGACAGGAAUAUGUGAUCGUCGCUCACCUCAGUGUGACGUAAAACAGCCGUAACAGUGUGAAGAGAGGAGACAGACGCAUUUAUUUUUUUCUAAAUUGUGGUUUUUGUGUUAGGCGAGAUAUUAGCUAACAAAAGAUUCACAACUGCUGCCUCCUUGCUCUUAAGGGGGCUGAUGUCAGCCAGAGCAGGCGUGAAACUUCUUGUUGAUUUGAUCUUUCCUCUAUGGCUCUUUUUUUCUUUUUUUCUUUCUGCUAUGUAAAUUAAAGCCUAUAUCCUGUCAUCCUGGAGUUUUCUAACUGUACACUGUAGGUGAGGUUGUUCAAAUAUUUAAAUAAAGUUGAUACACGGUCAACCAGUUAAAACUA
Molecule: messenger RNA, 7769 nt
Organism: Pungitius pungitius (ninespine stickleback)
Lineage: Eukaryota; Metazoa; Chordata; Actinopteri; Perciformes; Gasterosteidae
Gene: zc3h4
Product: zinc finger CCCH-type containing 4
Exons: 14
Coding region: 1205-5488 (1427 amino acids)
Biological process (GO): negative regulation of DNA-templated transcription
Cellular component (GO): nucleus
Molecular function (GO): RNA binding; metal ion binding
Source: RefSeq, a predicted model, not a curated record